AUGGGAAAGAUAAUAUUCUAUGAGGACAGAAACUUCCAUGGUCGUAACUAUGAGACCAGCGGUGACUGCCCUGAGGUGACCUCAUACCUGAGCCGCUGCUGCUCAUGUAGGGUGGAAAGCGGCUGCUUUAUGGUCUAUGAGAGCAUCAACUUCAUAGGUCACCAAAUGCUGGUAAGAAGAGGAGAGUAUCCUGAUAACCAGCGGAUCAUGGGUGCAAGCAUCAGUGACUGCAUCAGAUCUUGCAGAAUGAUUCCUAUGCAUAAAGGAACAUUUAGAAUGAGAAUCUUUGAAGGGGAAAACUUUGUCGGACAAAAGUAUGAGUUGAUGGAUGACUGUGAGUCAAUCCAGGAACGUUUUCACAUGUCCGAUUGCCAGUCCUGCAAUGUCACACAUGGCCACUGGCUUCUGUAUGAACAGCCCAAUUUCGAAGGCAGAGUGAUAUACAUCAGGCCAGGGGAGUACAGCAGCUUUAAUAAUAUGGGUCUAGGCCCAGUGAAAAUUUGUUCCAUCAGACGCAUCAUGGAGUCCUGUUAA
Messenger RNA from Onychostoma macrolepis, 534 nucleotides. RefSeq names its product crystallin, gamma M5 (gene crygm5). Lineage: Eukaryota; Metazoa; Chordata; Actinopteri; Cypriniformes; Cyprinidae. Gene Ontology annotation, molecular function: structural constituent of eye lens. The coding region runs from base 1 to 534 and encodes 177 amino acids. Gene Ontology annotation, biological process: lens development in camera-type eye; visual perception. The transcript is spliced from 3 exons. The record is from RefSeq and is a predicted model, not a curated record.